CCUCAGACCCCUGACCCGCCUGCCCUGCCAAGCAAAGAUUCUGCAUGGGAAGACCUCUGAGUGAGAACUCAGCUGCUUCUUUUUUUUCUUAAACUUCUUACUUUUUGCCUGCUUAUGGGAUCUUAGUUCCCCAACCAGGGAUCGAACCCAUGUCCCCUGCAGUGGAAGCGCAGAGUCUUAACCAGUGGACCCCCGAGGAAGCCCCAAGAACUCAGCUUUAGGAAGAGAAAUGGAAACCAGAAACAGGGCGGGGCUCUCUGGCUGGAGACUGAUCGCAUGUGCCGACAGCCACACCUGGGCUUCGCUGCGGAGCAUUCAUGCUGUUUCAUAGCCUGUCGGGGAGGUGGGCCCUGCGGGUCCCGGCGCUGAUGUUCCCCCAGGGUGCUAACACAUACCACCCCGACCCCCAGAGCCUGUGGGUGCCACACGCACCCAGGGCCUCAGGCUGGCUCCACACUGCCCUCCACAGCCGCCCUGGUUGGCCUGGAGCAUUGGAUCUGUUCCUCUCAUUCACCCAUGAAACUAGCAGCCCUCACGCCCCCAACAGCUGGGGUACGGGCGCUGAGUCCCCAGGUGACCUUGACAAAUUAAAUAAGAGUUGUGACCUUUUUAAGGUCAGGCUGCACUUAAACGGGGCCGCGUUCACAUCCAUGCAGACAGGUUUCUACAGAAACGGGAGGAAACGACGGUGGGACACCACCUGGGGCCCACGGGAUCCCACCGACCACAUGCAGGAGGGGAUCCGAGCCCAGACCCGGGCACGGGAGACGGGACAGCGCUCGGGAGCAGCCAGCGGCCAGGCUGCCGUGAAGGGUGCCAAGCGUGGGCUGCCGCCCCGGCUCACUGGAGCAGCACCUGAUUUUUGCAGAUUUGAGCUCUCACGCCCGCUCCCCACUCCCCCUCCCCUGCCCUCUGGGAGCUGCUGAGGCAGGCGGAUGGAGGAGC
This is a messenger RNA of Dama dama (fallow deer), 945 nucleotides long. RefSeq lists its product as uncharacterized. The transcript is spliced from 2 exons. The record is from RefSeq and is a predicted model, not a curated record. The coding region runs from base 318 to 926 and encodes 202 amino acids. Lineage: Eukaryota; Metazoa; Chordata; Mammalia; Artiodactyla; Cervidae.